UUAAGCAUCAAGCAUCGUUCUUCCUUGGACUUUUACAGAGGCAAGAGAACGGAUGUACUGCAGACACUGUUCAAGGGCUACCAGAGGACACAUCUUCAACUCAGUGUUCUGAUCUCUAUCCUAUUCUGGAUUCUAAACAGUAACAGCACAUUCUCUGAAACUAUGCAGCCUGCACGCGAUCUGAAACCAAACUUCAGCAUCCCAGUCCCUUCCACAGCUGCAGGGUCCGACUCCUAUCUGCAGAGCAACGUCCGGAUGAGCCUAGAAGACUCGGACCUCUGGAAGUCUUUCCAUGAGCUGGGAACUGAGAUGAUCAUCACUAAACCUGGCAGGAGAAUGUUUCCUCACUGUAAAAUCACCCUCUCGGGCCUAUUACCCUAUGCCAAGUACAUUAUACUGGUAGAUAUGGUGCCAGUAGAUGGUUUCAGGUACAAGUGGAACAAGGACCGGUGGGAAGUGGCUGGAAAGGCAGAGCCACAGCCUCCGUGUCGGACGUACCUGCACCCUGACUCGCCAGCCCCCGGCAGUCACUGGAUGAAGCAGCCGGUCUCCUUUCUGAAGCUAAAACUGACCAACAACACUCUGGACCAACAUGGCCACAUCAUUUUGCACUCCAUGCAUCGCUACCAGCCCCGUUUCCACGUUGUGCAGGCUGAUGACCUCUUCAGCGUGCGGUGGAGUGUCUUUCAGACUUUUACCUUCCCUGAGACCAUUUUCACUGCGGUCACAGCGUACCAGAACGGAAAGAUAACCAAACUGAAGAUUGACCACAACCCCUUUGCUAAGGGCUUCAGGGAACAAGGAACCAACACAAAGAGACGUAUGCUUAAAAGUCAGAUGUGCCCAGAAAAAGAUGCGAAGAAAGCAAAUGCAAUCAAACAGGAAGACGAACAGGAAAAUCUUCAAGCAGAGUUCAGGGGGUCUUUCUACGAGAGCUAUGAGGAGGACCAUGCCAGUCUGCCCAAGCCCAAAGACGAAAAGUCCGUUAAAGAGGGCCGCUGUUCCCCUUGGGGGGCAGAUCCAGAUCCCUCUCAGAGCCUGCGGACAGACUCUCCCUUGGGUUCAGACACCAGGGAGAUCUACAACACAGAGCAACUGGUCCCUGCGCCCGCCUCCUACCAGCUCUACAGCAAGUUCCAGGAUUUUGGAAAAUCUCCUUCGUCCUCCACCAGUGCCGCGAGCAGCAGCCGCAGUGGGCGGCCCAGCUUUGAAUCCAGAGCCUCAGACGUUGCCACGGUGCCAGACCAGGACACCAACAAGCCCUCUGCCCUGGAAAUGCCCUCAUCGUCCUGUCCUCCCUCUCUGCCCCCGGGCCCACCUACGCACCAGGACUAUGCAGGAGUGCUUAAUGUUGCCGUGGCGUCACCUCAAACCAAGACGGGAGUCAUUGGCCACAUUUAUAACCCCUACACUACGGAGCAGGCUCUCGGGCAGUGGAAUGGGCCUCCCCAUGGCCAAUAUGGGUCCUCAGCUUACCCCAGCCACCACCUUCCCUCAGACUACAGCGCACAGAGCAUGCACCAUGGGUAUCACCACGGCAACGUGCCUGACUGGAGCCAGUACCCACUGUUCUCUUAUUCCUGCUGGUAGACAUGCCAAGCAGAUUGAAGACUCAAGUGCUGCAUCCACCAUUUUAUACAAUUACUGAAACAAAAUCCCUUGAGAUUCACUGGCUUAAUGCCAGAUGCCACCCAUUCCCUGUUUUUAUCACUAACAGAAAGGCCUGUUCAAUACCCUUCGUCUAGCAUGGCAUGUUAGAGUCAAAAGAGUAGAGAGUGUGUUGUACCAUAAAGAGCAUGUGCUGAAAGUCAGACAGCUGAGGUAGUUUUAUAUUUUUUUUUUGUACAAAUAGCAGGCUCACAGCAGAGAUAUUCAUUUCAAGCUGAUGCAGAUAGAAUUGACUGUUUUUUCUUACACUCGGCAUCAGCAAUUUUUCAGUACAUCAAUACGAAUAAAAGGAAUGAUUUUCAACUUAUCUCAGAAGGUUCUGGCAUAUUGAGUGUAUUUUAAACUGCCUGUUUUAACUUGUUCCAAUCACUUUCUUAAAUCAACCAGGAGGCCUCACUGUCUACUCAUUUUAUUUAUUUAGAAGUUGCAUUUCUCUUCCUUUAUAUAUUAUUAUAUUUUGUAAAAAGUUGAG
Molecule: messenger RNA, 2140 nt
Organism: Lepisosteus oculatus (spotted gar)
Lineage: Eukaryota; Metazoa; Chordata; Actinopteri; Semionotiformes; Lepisosteidae
Source: RefSeq, a predicted model, not a curated record